GGUACCUAGUCCCUUUGGCACGUUAAUGUCAUGAAUGUCGAUGUAUCUUAAGUUGUCUAAUAGCCAGGUCAGGAAUAACAUUAAUUGGUGGAUUAUACAUCAAUUCAGACAAUGUGUAGAAAAUCAUCAAAAAAUGUAAAUGUAUACAUGGUAUAGAGAAGCUGACCUACAAUGAGUUUUGAUAAUCAAGAAACUGACAAAGGUUAUACAGGAGAUGAUGACCAUGAUAAACAAAACAGAAGAAAGAAUUUGUUGGGGAAGAAAACCGAUGGAAAGAAAGGACAGAAAGAUAAAGGAUAUGUCAUGUUUGAUGAAGAUGAUUCUGACGAAUCUUUAGUUACGUCAGAGGAUGUAAAGAGUCCAUCAAAGUUAAAGAAACCAAAAGGAUUCAAGUUUUCUACAAAGAAGAAGGACAAAGACAAGGAUGAAAAGAAAGAGGUGAAAAAAGAAGAAAAAGAAAAGAAGAAAGAAGGGAAAGAGCACAAGAAACAUAAAAAAGAUAAAAAGAAGAACAAACCUGUGGAACAAGUAACAGAUACAUCUAAAGAACCAGAGAAAGCCAUAUUUGGAGUACAACUAACCCUGGCCGUGGAGAGGAAUAGAUGUUAUGAUGGAGUAGAACUCCCAGCUAUGUUCAGGGAAUGUAUUGACUAUAUUGAGGAACAUGGGUUAUCUUGUGAAGGGAUAUACAGAAUUUCAGGUGUGAAGUCUAAGAUCCAGCUCUUAAAGGACUGUUAUAACAAGGGUCUGCCUGUGUUUCUAGAGGAACACGAACCUAACAUUGUGGCCAGUCUACUGAAACAGUUCCUUAGGGAGUUACCAGAACCUGUUCUUACAACAUGGUUGAUGCCAAAGUUUGAGGAAGCUUCAAUUCUGAAAAGUGAAAAGGGUAAAGUUGAAAGGUUCCAUAAACUGAUUCAUGAUUUACCCAAACCUAAUAGAAUGUUGUUAUCCUGGAUGAUAGUGCAUAUGACACAUGUCAUUGAGAGGCAAAAAGAGAACAAGAUGAGUUUACAGAAUGUCUCCAUAGUACUGAGUCCUACCAUGCAGAUCAGUCACAGGGUGUUAAAUGUUCUCUUUUCACAUGUGAAACAAUUGUUCAAACAUACAGAACUCAAAAAGUACAAGCCACCCAUCAAACCAGCCCAUUCCAAGUGGUCACUAGAGCUACCAGAUAGUCCUGCACAGCUGGAGGAAGAGCUACUUAAACAGGAAUCUUUACUGAACAGUUUACAUGAACAGUUAAGAACUGGAAUAUCUGACCAAGACAAAGAAGAACAACUUUGGGAAGUACAAAGAGUUGUAACUCAACUGAAAAGAAAGAUAAAAAUGGCAAGAAAAGGAAGUGAUAUAAAGGAGAAAAGAAAAUCUGAUGAUGUUAAAAAAUCAAAAACAUCACAAGAUGAAGAACUUAAAUUAGAAUUGAAGGAAAUCCCACAUAAAAAACAAGCACCUCAACCUCCAUCUGAAACAGCUGGUGAUCAUAAACUAGACAAAGUUGAAGAACAGAAUGAAGCUAGUCUGAAUGACGAUGAGAAAAUGGAAGAGACAUUUAAAUCUAUAGGUGAUGCAGCCCAGACACAAGUUACAGUUGCUGUUAUUGAGCAAAAUAAGAAUGAAGAAAAUGAUGAGUCUGAGAAAGUAGAAGAAUCUCAUGUUGUAGAUGAAAACAUAAAAGAUCAGCAAGAAGUUGAAGAAAAGACUGAAGAAAUAACUGGUAGUGAGGAAAAAUUUGAAGAAAAACCUCCAGAAAUGACUGUUAUUGAGGAAAAAUUUGAAGGAAAACCUUCAGAAAUGACUGUUAUUGAGGAAAAAGAUGAAGUGGAAGAUAAUGAAGAUGUGUCUGAAAACCAGUCUGAAGAUAAAAAGAUUGAAGCAGAAAAGGUACAGACUGUUAGUGAAAUAGGAGAAAAGGCUGAAGAGGCAGAGCAGUUACCAGGAAAUGAUGAAGAGAAACAAAAAUCUGCUCAAAGUUCAGAUGAUGAAUUUGAGCAACAGGUAGAAGAUAUCUUAGAGCAACAAAAAGAUAUACAGGCUAGAGAGUUCAGUGAAGACAGUGAUGCAGGAACAAUAGAGGAGGAUGUAGAUGUAAGGGAGAUAAACAAGGAAACAUCAACAGAAUCUACAGUUGAUGCAGAUGCCACAGAUUCUACUGAGGCAGUUCAAGAUCUUAAAGAGGAAGUUCAGGAUGAAGUGAAAUCACAUCUCCCACAACAGUCCCUAACUGAACAAGUGACUACUGCUGAACAAGAUGUGGCUGAGUUUAUAAAUGUUCAGGAGUCUGACACUGUGUUCAUGGAGGAAGAUGAAGAAUUGGUUGAACUACAAGAAGAAGAACACAGAGUAAAAUUGGAGGAGGAAGAACUUAUAGCUAUUGAGGGUGAACUCAGAACCAAAAUAGAGACGGAGAAGAACGAGAUAGAUAGAUUACAACAAGAGAUUACAGAGUUACAAUAUCUACGUCAGGACUCAGACCUGGAGGAGUACAGCUCUACAUCAGACUCCAGCUCUGAUAGUGAGGAUGAGGAAGAUCUACAAGAAAUACUCAAUGAUCUGUUGGAGGACAAUGAAUCGCUAGAGAAGAAGAAUGCUGAUUUGUGCAAUAAAAUUCAUGAAGAAAGGAUGAUUUGUUUAGCAGUCAAAGUUCAAAUACGAAUGUUGCAGCAAAAACAAUUGGAAAGUUCUGGAGAUUUGGAGAAAGACUUAUUAUGGUGAUUUUUAUGUUCAGAAUAAGGGUAUAUAUAUGUAUAUGUCACUGAUUGGGCAUAGAAGAACGUUGGAAAGGUGCUCCAAGCAUUCUAUAAGAGGCAUUAGUAGUAAAUACUGUAAAACUAAAAUGAUUAUUUAUUAUUGUGACUCAUUUACAACCAUCCUUAAUGAAAGAUUAGGUAAUGUAUAUUUACUUAAAUAUGUCAUGUCCAAAUGUUUAAUUUGUGGUUUUCAAUUGGUAAAAAGAAAUUCAAUGUGGUGUUGUAACUAAUUUUCAUAGCAUAUGAAAACAGGUUACCAUUUUGAAGUAUGUGUCACCAUUCAUGUAUGGUAAUCUACGUGUAAAUCCUUUACUAUCUGAUUAAUUCUAUUGGGUAUUAAUCAUUAUUUAAUAUGAAUAUAUAUCUAUACUAACUUUAAAUAGAAGAGUUGAAUGCAGGUUUGGUAUGGUCAGUAAGUUUUCAAAAAUAAGUUAGCAAUUGACGUAACAUAUUUAAAGCAAGAAGCAUGUCUACACUACAUGCAUUUUUUUCCAAAAUCUGAAUGCUGCAUGUUCUUGAUAAAAAACAUUAGGUAGUAGGACAACACUAUCAUAAAAAGAAAGUGGAGUUUUUGUCGAGUCUGCGACUUUUGCCGCAAAAGCGACACAUAGCGAUCCUACAUGUCAUCGGCGGCGGCGGCCACAAAUAUUCACUCUGUGGUUAAAGUUUUUAAAAUUUUAAUAACUUUCUUUAACUAUCCUGGAUUUCUACCAAACUUCGACAGAAGCUUGUUCAUGAUCAUAAGAUAGUAUCCAGAAGUAAAUUUUGUAAAAAAAAAAUCCUGUUUAUCCGUAUUUUACUUAUAAAAUGAAAUGGACUUAGUUUUUCUGCCAGUUAAAAUUACAUUCACUCUGUGGUUAAAGUUUUUAAAAUUUUAAUAACUUUCUUAAACUAUCCUGGAUUUGUACCAAACUUGGACAUAAGCUAGUUUAUGACAAAAGCUAGUAUCUAGAAGGAAAUUUUGUAAAAAUUUAUUUCAUGUUUUUCCGUUAAAGUUAAAGUUUUUAAAACAUUUUUUAGAUUCAUAAACCAUCCUGGAUUUUUUGCAAACUUGGAUGGAAGCUUCUUACAAUCAAAAGAUAGUAUCUAGAGGAAAAUUUUUUAUAAUUUUUUCCCCUUUUCUUAUGAGCCUGCGACUAACAGCAAAAGUAGGCGAGACUCUGGGUUCUGCGGAACCCUUAUGAAUUUUUAUGAAUCAGAUGUUAUAAAUCAAAACGGUAAUAAAAUGUUGAUAUAUCUUCUUUUCUAUCUGCAUAAAUAUAUGUAUAUAUGUAAAUUAUACCUGCAGCAAAAGUUCAAUUUAAAUUAUAAAUUUAUAAAUGAUUUUGAUUUUAUUGUGAAUGUUAAAAAUCUCUUUUUCCAAGUCUAGUCUUGAAUUUGAGUACAACAUCUAUAUUAUUUGUAUUUACAAAUUUAGUUCGAAUUAUAUUAUAUGCAUUAAAAAAUGCACACACAGGUUUCGAAAUUUACAGCAUCAUGUUAAUUAACACAUGUAUUAAUUUUGAUUUGACCUUUAAAACAGUUGUGAAAAUGAUGUUGGGUGAAUGCACGCGAGGCAACCAUGUGGUAAAACAUGGAGAUUGGAAAAAUGUGUUUAUAAUUAAUUUAUAAUUGUUUAGUGUAUGACUUUUUGUAGUUUGUCCUUAACAAUUACAAAAAGCUGUUAUUUAUUUUUGAACUUUAUUUUUUGCAAGUUCAAUAUAUAUUAAUGAAUAAAUAUUUGAAGGUGAAUGUCUACAUUUUUACAUUAUGUAAUUAUUAUAUUGAUAGUGCUAUUAUAAUAUAAAUCAUUCCAAGUAACGAUUAUAUGGAAGCUUUACUAUCUUAAGAUAAUAUUUUGAUAUCUGAAUGGGAUCAUGGAAAUAUAAAUUGAUUAGAUUGAAACAGGGAUAAAGGGGAGGGAACCCAGCCCUAAUGGAGAUAUGAACUAGAAGCAGUAGAUAAAAGAGGGGGGACCAAGGAGAAAAAAAGCAAUUUAAUGUAGGAAAAAAAACUGUUCUAUGGGUAAAGAUAAAAAUGACCAAACACUGUAGCUUAAAUGUUGGUGUUAGGUUUAAAUGUAAAUUUUUAGUAUUUAUCUCAAAAACACAAAAAUAACUUGCAUUUGGUAUUGUGUGUGCAAUAUUUUGUAUUAUUUACUGUAUAUUACUUGUAUGCAGAUUAUAUUGUGCUAAUAAGAAAUACAAUAAAGA
This is a messenger RNA of Mytilus californianus (California mussel), 4942 nucleotides long. Its product is annotated as ralA-binding protein 1-like. The transcript is spliced from 16 exons. Gene Ontology annotation, biological process: small GTPase-mediated signal transduction. The record is from RefSeq and is a predicted model, not a curated record. Gene Ontology annotation, molecular function: GTPase activator activity; small GTPase binding. Lineage: Eukaryota; Metazoa; Mollusca; Bivalvia; Mytilida; Mytilidae. Bases 172 to 2715 code for a protein of 847 amino acids.